This is a messenger RNA of Salvia miltiorrhiza (redroot sage), 990 nucleotides long. RefSeq lists its product as uncharacterized. The transcript has 3 exons. The coding region runs from base 182 to 730 and encodes 182 amino acids. Gene Ontology annotation, cellular component: mitochondrion. Lineage: Eukaryota; Viridiplantae; Streptophyta; Magnoliopsida; Lamiales; Lamiaceae. The record is from RefSeq and is a predicted model, not a curated record.
UUAAUCCAAACCUGAACUAUAGAGGGGCCAAAAUGAAAUUAACCCAAAAAGGGACUAAGUACGAAACAGAACGAGUAAUACGUCGUCGUUUUGUUCUCUUCUCAACAUUCCUGAAUCCGAAGCCGUCAAAACGCCAUUCCCACUCUUUGCACAGAGAUCACUUCACCAAUCCGCCAUAGCCAUGGGUUUCGGAGCCCUAAGAUCCCUUAUCCGACCCGUAUCCAGAAUCCUUUCACCCGCCUCCCAUUUUUCUCCAUCAGCAAGAACAUUCUCCACCACCUCUCCGCCGCAGCUCCGCCACCUCUUCGCCCCCCUCCGCCGCGACAUUCCUUGGAUUCCUCCUCGCAGCGCCUUCCACAGUCUCACAGACACCAGGUACCCGAAACGUAGGCCCGUCGACAAGCCGCGCCGCAAGAGAGCAAGCUUGAAACCUCCAGGUCCGUAUGCGUGGGUGAAAUGUGUUCCUGGGGAAACUAUACUUCCCAAUCAACCGAACCAGGGAAGUGUCAAGAGAAGGAACGAGAAGAAGAGAAUCAAACAGCAGCGUGCAUUCAUAAAGUCGGAAAGAAAGAUACGCAGAGCUCAGGUGCAGGAGGCCAAGAAGAAGAAGCUCACCCUAAGGGUGGAGCGUAAGAUGGCUGCCGUUGCAAGAGAGAGAGCUUGGGCAGAAAGAUUAGUCGAGCUUAAACAGAUCGAAGAGGAGAAGAAGCAGCAAGCAGCUAUGAGUUGAUUAAUCACUUUCUGUAUCUCUAGAUUUGGCUUCCUUUCAAGUUAGAUAUUGAGGCUGCUGCUUUUCAUUGCAUAUUGAAAGCACCAUUCUCUUUUGGGAGAUGAAAAUUUAAAUUUUCAACUGUUUUAGCUUCUUUUUAGAAAAUUUCCCUUUCCCAUACUAUAUAUUUUGAGUACUACCAUUUAUAAUUUGUAUGCAAAUGGAAUUCAAUUUGUUUUAGGUGCAGCCUGUUUCAAUAAAGAAACGGUGAAAUUCCUCUA